Molecule: messenger RNA, 6077 nt
Organism: Nematostella vectensis (starlet sea anemone)
Lineage: Eukaryota; Metazoa; Cnidaria; Anthozoa; Actiniaria; Edwardsiidae
Product: proteasome adapter and scaffold protein ECM29
Exons: 58
Coding region: 16-5781 (1921 amino acids)
Biological process (GO): proteasome assembly
Cellular component (GO): cytoplasm; nucleus
Molecular function (GO): molecular adaptor activity
Source: RefSeq, a predicted model, not a curated record
UUUGUUUUUGUUUAUAUGAUACCUCUGGUUUAUUGUGGACGCGUCGAACUGAGACGAGUUCGAAUGAUUCAGCGGUUUCUCAUUUCAAUCAAAAUGGCGGACGUGACAACACAGCAAGAUCUUGAGUCCCUAGAACGUGUAUUCUUUCGCCUUUGUGGUGCACAGACAGACGAAGCACUCGAGAAGACGAUAGGGACGUUUCUUGCUCCGCUGUUGCUAAAGGUUUCAAGUCAAAAUGCCGACGUCAAGAAAAAGGUAAUGGAGUUAUUGACGCACAUUAACAAGCGCUUAAAAAGCCGACCUAAAGUCCAACUUCCUGUGAAUGAUCUGCUGAGUCAGUAUCAGAAUACUGAGGUCCCAGCCUUUGUCCAUAACUUUACCAUUCUAUAUCUACGUAUGGGAUUCCCAAGGCUUGAAGUCACAAAACAAGUUGAGCUCGCUCCUUUGGUGGUUGAAAGCAUCCAACAGAGGCCUACCCCUCAGCAAGAUUGUUUAGUUCAACUACUGCUACCUAUUUUUGGCAAAAUCAAGACUCCAGACAACAUUGACAGGAAGGAAGAGAUGUUUGAGUUUAGAAAGAAACAAGAUGUUGCCAAGGUCAUCCUGGACUUUGUACUUGAUGUUUUGCUGUUACCAUACAGCUCAGGACAGCAAGCAGGUUCUACAACAGCAAAAACUACAACACCCACAACUACUGCGACAGCUGCAAAUUUGGUCUCCGAUCAGGCAGAUCCAUUUGCUGCCGUUCCGUUGAGCAGCAGACCACAGUCGGCAGGAAGCUCUGAGGGUAUGAACAGUCAAGACGACGACGGUGGACAGAGUGGUCCUCCUCCAGGACUUAGCACUGCAGCAGUCAAGAGAGUCCUUGGAGAUGCAACUCUUGAAGGAGAUAAAUUGGAAGAAGUCAAGCUUGGAAUACUGCAGUUUCUUGCCCAAGAUGUCUUCAUGGAAAGUGAAAUUAUUUGUCACUUUGUUAUUGCUACCGGAGACUCCAGACACAGUAUUGGAGACUUUGCAGAGCAUGAACUGAAACGCAUUUCAAGUUCAACUGAUUGGGAAAAGGCAGAAGUGGUGAACAAAAUGUUCACAAUUUUUCUGGGAAAUGCUGCUUCAACUAAACAGGGCUUGAAUCCUGAACACGUGCGAUCACCUGCAGGCAUUCGUGUCAAACAAAGAAUAUUUCCAUAUCUACUAAGAUCACGGCGAGCGGCAAGCCAGUUUCCAGCCUGUUUGCAGGUGGUGUUUGAUAGCCUGUUUGGAGCCAACCCAAACAGCAAGCUGCGUGUCAAUGCAGUGCAGUUCGUGCACCACAUUUGUCUGUUUGGCACGGAUCAGGUCCUCAAGGCCAUAGGCGCGGUCAUACUCUCAGGCAUGACCAAACUCAUAGACCAGGAAAAAGAGAACGCAAAGCUUCGAAGUCUGGCAUAUGUGGCAAUUGGGAAACUGGCAAGGAGGCUGCCCUCUUUAUUUGCUGGUAAUAUUGCUCUGGUUCAGAAACUAUUUGAUGCCAUUUGUGAGGAAAGUGAGGACACACGUCUCGCCGUUCAGGAAGCCUUGUCGAUGAUGGCUCCUGCCUACAAGGACUCCCAAGGGACCAUCAAAACCAUGAUAGAAACACUCAUCCUUAAAAACGUGGAAAAGACAACUCCACAGUCUCGACUCGUCGCCGUCCAGUUCGCCAACAAGGUCUUUUCCGUCACUCACAUUCCUUCCCGUUAUGUGUGCAUGCUGGUCUCUGCAGACAUAAAAGACGAUGUACGCGAGGAAGCCAGGCGAGGUUUGCACCUCGGUAAGGAUCUGCGACCGUUUGCCAAGGAAUCCAGCUCAGUUGUACAGCUACCACCUUUUGAGGACAUGGUCAGAUUCGUCUCUGAGAAGGCGACAGAGAGAUUGAACAAUGCAUCUGCCAGUUAUGUGGUUGGUCACAAGAAGUUGGCCUUCAGCCCUGAGGUUUUUAGACAGGUAGCCCAGUACUUGAGGCGUUGUCUGUCUCACAGCGCUGGCGUGACAGAGGAACACGAGAUAAAGAACGAGGCCCUUGUGCCGAUCUCGCAGUACCUUCUGGGAUUGCUGGAUCGGUACGAGCAGCAAGCGGUAUCCUCCACCCCACUAGGGUUGUACCUCACAUUGAUGGAACAAGCACUGAACCCUAUUGGAGGUGCUGAUCUACACGCCGUAGCUCUCCGUGGAUGCCUCGAAGUGAUCGCCGCUGUACCGUCACGGAUGGCUCCCGUCUAUCAUGACAAACUUGGCUGGAUAAAGACUUUCACCUACUCCAGUAAGCAAGAAGCACGAGAGUACGCGGGCCGGUUGCUAGCCAUUGUCGUGUGCUCGCUCGGAGUGGAGGUGUUCUCCUCAGUGAGGUCGGAGUAUACCGAGUCAUUGAGCUCAAUGAACUUGGACACACAGCACGGCGCGGUCACUGCCCUGGGAUUUCUUCUCGCGCGACACGUGUAUCAGCAGCGCGUGGGCCGCGAGAUGUCGCGCGUGGAGAUGGAGGUGGAGGAUAUCGAGCUGAUGGAGACAGAUGACCCGCCCCCUAGCCCCCAGGACCUUGGCCGAGUCGUGACGCAGCUUGUUGGCCUGGCGAAUAGUCACGCGCCCCCCUCUCUGUCAUGUGUGGUGUGUGACGCAGUGGGCGAAAUCGGACGGAACGGACCACUGCCUUUACCGGACGGACAAGAAAGCGAAGGUGAAAACAAGGAAAAUGCAAGUGUCGACAAGCUUUCUGUUGUAAACAAACUGGUAGAUUUGCUACAAAAUGCUAAAGAAAACAAGGUGCAAGAACGCGCCGCUCGGGCCAUCGGGUUCAUUAUGGUCGGUGACCCCAAGUUCACGCACCGCCAGAAGCUGAUUGAUGGUCUAUGCGAGACCGCAAAGGUCCGUCAGAUUGAGUUACAAUUCACGGUUGGUGAAGCUUUGUCAUGCGUGGGGGCUGGUAGCGAGUCCGAGGCAGCACGUGAUCCCUGGACCCCGCGGCAAAAUACCUGUCUGCCACAGGUAGACCAUGAAGUUAUGCAGCAACUCGUCAGUACCAUCGUCAAAGAAUACUCCAAGAACUCGAGACCUCACGCGAGACAGGCGUCUUGCGUUUGGUUGUUAUCAUUGGUUAAAUAUUCAGGACAGCACUCCGCAAUUAAGGAGAAUCUCAAGCACAUCCAAAUGACAUUCAUGGACAUGCUGGCCGAAACAGAUGAUCUGACACAAGAGGUCGCCUCUAAAGGGCUUGGACUUGUCUAUGAACUUGGCGGGGAAGAAAGAAGAGAAGAACUGGUCUCCCUACUCGUCGACACUCUUACCACUGGGCGAAGGCAAGCGAGGCAAUUCUCAGAGGGGGAUCAAGUGUUUGCCCCGGGCGAACUAGGGAAAGCACCGGAGGGUGGCGGUUUAUCGACAUACAAAGAGCUCUGCUCAUUGGCUAGCGACCUGAACCAGCCAGACCUGAUUUACAAGUUUAUGCAUUUGGCCAAUCAUAACGCUUUGUGGAACUCGCGCAGGGGUGCAGCGUUCGGGUUUAGCUCCAUAGCGUCCCAUUCACGUGAGCAGCUUGAACCCUACCUACCAAACAUUAUUCCAAAGCUAUACAGAUACCAAUACGACCCAAAUGGGCGAACGCAACAAGCCAUGUCUAGUAUUUGGGCCGCUUUGGUACCGGACGCCAAGGCCACGGUCGACAAAUAUAUCAAAGAAAUCCUCCAAGAUCUUGUGGAAAACUUGAACAGCAACUUAUGGAGACUUCGUCAGUCAAGCUGCAUGGCUCUGAGUGACCUCUUGAGUGGUAGAUCCGCCGAGGACGUACUUGACUUCCUUCCUCAGCUGUGGGAGCGAUCUCUCCGUGCCAGAGAUGACAUUAAGGAAACUGUUCGACUUGCCGCGGACUCGGCCUGCAGAAAGCUUAGCAAGAUUACCAUUCAGAUCUGUGAUGUAAAUCGAGGCAAGCUCGGAGAGAAGGGCAUCUCAACUGUCCUUCCCACAUUACUUCACACCGGACUGACUAGCGGCGCUGAGGAGGUCCGAUCUAUUGCGUUAUCCACCAUAUUAAAGAUAAGCAAAAAUGCAGGCUCACUGCUAAAGCCUCACAUUCCUGUGCUUGUCGUGGCAUUACUGGAGUCUGUCAGUGGUUUAGAACAACAGUCUAUGAAUUAUAUCAGUCUUCACCUGAGCAAAAACGAAGACGUCCAAGAGAAGCUGGAAAGUGUUCGCAUCGCCUCGUCCAAGAUGUCCCCCAUGAUGGAGACCGUAAACCUGUGUGUACAGUACGUGGACGAAGAAGUGUUGCCAGAGCUAAUUCCACGAGUGGCCGAUUUGCUUCGUCGAGGUGUUGGCCUUGGAACCAAGGUCGGUUGUUCCGGAUUUGUGGUCUCCCUGUGUAUGCAGUGUCCGCGAGAGCUUGAGCCUUACGCAGGAAAACUUUUGUCGUCUUUGUUGUCCGGUUUGUCCGAUCGUAUUGCAUCUGUCCGAAAAUCCUACGCCACCACCAUUGGUCAUGUAGUUAAGGUGGCUAAAGAGAGUAGUGUGGAGAAGCUUAUUGACCGAAUCAAGAACUGGUACUUCGAAAAGGAAGAGGCUGGGUUUCGGUUAGCCUGUGGUCUGACAUUCCAGGCGAUCACGCGGUAUUCCCCUGAUGUUAUGCGCAGUCACGCCUCCAAGGUCCUGCCCACUGCGUACUUCGCCAUGCACGAGGACAAGAAGACAGGUUCAAAUUCCAACUCGCAAUCAGCUUGGGAAGAAAUCUGGCUUGAAAAUACUCCAGGUACCGACGCAGGACUGCGGCUCUAUGUGGGCGAGAUAACCGACAUCUGCUGCACUGCUCUGACAUCACAGGUCUGGUUGAUCAGAGCACAGGCCGCACAAACGGUCUCCUCUUUAGCCGCCAAAUUAGGAAAUUCAUUGAAGCAGCCUUUCCUUGGGAAACUUUUGAAUUCUCUAGUUGGCGGACUAGCUGGACGAACAUGGACUGGAAAGGACAAGCUGCUAGAGUCCAUCUCUUGUAUUUGCACUAAGUGCAGGUCAUCGGUGGAGAACUCUGAGAAACUGGAGCCCAGCCUUGAUGAGGUCGUGAACAGCGUAUUGAAAGAAUGCCGUAAAGAGAAUCUCGAAUACAAAAUAGCAUCAUUGAAUUGUUUUGGUAAAAUCGUGGAAGAGUACGGUCUGGACAGAUUUCAGGACAUAAGCGAAUUGCUUUUCCCUAUAGUCGACCCCAAAAAGAAGGAGGACGAAGAGCAGGAAGAGGGAGAAGUCGAUGAAGAGAAUGAGAACAAAACCCCAGACGAAAGAUUACUUGUCGCCUUUUUUGACUGUCUUGGCUUGGCCUGGCCUAAGGUCUCUUCUCCCUCCCAUGAUCCUUUUGCGGAGCGACUGUCUAGAAUUCUGGCCGAGGCCCUCCCUGCCAGCACAUGGAAGGUACAGCUUGCCGUACUACGUGCCACGAAGUGCUUCGUUAAAAGGUACGACUGGCUGACUCAAGUCGAUGCGGGCGCAGAUAACACGUCGCCAAGAUUAGCUUUUCUGCACGGGGUCCUAGGCCAGCUCAUACAGCCCGUCUGCGAAGGACUAGAGAACAAGAAAUACGCCGCCGUACGUUUGGGCUGCAUGGAAGUUUUGGAGACUCUCAUCUCAGCACUAAAAGAGGCGAAUGUUCAAGAGUGCGUCCUACUUCCCAAGGACAUGGAUCUAAUAUUGAAUGGUCUCAAGUACGUCUAUAGCGACAAGGAUCCCAGAGUGAGAGACAAGGCGCUGGCGCUCAAGAAGGAACUCCACUCGGGAGACGAAAGAAUGUGAUCUUUGAUUUUGAAUUUUUGGCACGAGAUUAAUUUAUAUUUGAGCGAAUGCUGACCCGAAAAUGAAUUGAAAGGUUGAGAAGGUUUCAUCCGAAAAAGAGGAAUUUAAUGCUGUCUUUUUCGUUGUUGUUUUUUUGAAAAGGUGGAAAUAAGUGUAGCAAAAGGGCAUUAGAUUUAAUGUAAAACUGUCGUCUUCAAAAUUUAGCAUGGUGAUCAUGGAAGAUUUUUAAUGUUUCAAAAGAGAUGAAAAAGAAAUAAAAUAGAAAUAGGGAAGAGAAAUAAACUGAACCUCUCUAA